Messenger RNA from Trichosurus vulpecula (common brushtail), 7247 nucleotides. RefSeq names its product serine incorporator 5 (gene SERINC5). Bases 160 to 1545 code for a protein of 461 amino acids. The record is from RefSeq and is a predicted model, not a curated record. The transcript has 12 exons. NCBI's taxonomy places the organism in Eukaryota, Metazoa, Chordata, Mammalia, Diprotodontia, Phalangeridae. Gene Ontology annotation, cellular component: membrane.
GGGCUCACGAUCGUUUGUUUUUGCUGGGCUGCCCGCAGAGCUCGGAGCUGCUGUGAUCGCUGGAAGUGGGAGGCGCGUGAGGCUGCUAGUGCUGCGUGUUCCGGCCGCUGGAGCCCAGGAGCCGUCGGGGCAGAGCGCUGCUCCUCUGCAGCUGCCGUGAUGUCAGCCCCCUGCUGCGCAGGCCAGUUGGCAUGCUGCUGUGGAUAUGCUGGGUGUGCCUUGUGCUGCAAAUGCUGCCCCCGGAUCCGACAGUCCAGGAGCACUCGCUUCAUGUAUGCCCUCUACUUCAUUCUCAUCUCCCUCAUCUGCUGCAUCAUGAUGUCCAGAACGGUAGCCACAGAGAUGAAGAAACAUAUUCCUUUUUAUGAAGACAUCUGUAAAGGCAUUAAAGCAGGGGACACUUGUGAGAAGCUAGUGGGCUAUUCUGCGGUUUACAGAGUGUGUUUUGGAAUGGCCUGUUUCUUCUUCAUCUUCUGCUUAUUUACAAUCAAGAUUGACAACAGCAAGAGUUGCCGAGCCUACAUUCACAACGGAUUCUGGUUCAUUAAACUUUUACUGUUGGUUGCCAUGUGCUCAGGAGCGUUCUUCAUCCCAGACCAGGACACAUUUCUGAAAGCAUGGCGCUAUGUGGGGGCCAUUGGAGCGUUUCUCUUUAUAGGAAUACAGCUCAUCCUACUGGUGGAGUUUGCGCAUAAAUGGAAUAAAAACUGGACAGCAGGCACAGUUCAUAAUAAAAUGUGGUAUGCCUUUCUCGCCCUGGUGACUCUUCUCAUGUACACGAUUGCCGUGGGAGCUCUGAUAUUGAUGGCCUGGUUUUACACACGGGAGGAAGGCUGCUUGCAGAACAAAAUUUUCGUUGGUGUCAAUGGAGGCCUCUGCCUACUUAUUUCCCUGGUAGCCAUCUCACCCUGUGUACAAAAUAGGCAGCCUCACUCUGGGUUACUGCAGUCCGGCCUCAUUAGCUGCUAUGUCACAUAUCUCACCUUCUCAGCUCUCUCCAGCAAACCUGUGGAGACAAUUUUGGAUAAAAACCAGAAGAACAUAACAAUUUGUUCACCUAACUUUGGCCAGGAACUCUAUAGAGAUGAAAAUCUGGUCACGGGCCUGGGUACCACGCUCCUGUUUGCUUGCAUCUUAUACUCCUGUCUGACAUCAACAACCCGGUCAAGUUCAGAGGCUCUUAGGGGAAGAUAUGCUGCUCCUGAACAAGAAGUAGCCCGUUGCUGUUUUUGCUUAGCUCCUGAUGGAGAAGAUGUUGAUGAGCCUGAUGGUCGGAGGGGAGGACAGCAAGUCAUCUAUGAUGAAAAGAAAGGCACUGUUUACAGCUAUACCUACUUUCAUUUUGUCUUUUUCUUGGCCUCCCUUUAUGUGAUGAUGACAGUCACCAACUGGUUUAACUAUGAAGGUGCUCACAUUGAAAAAUUCUUCAGCGGAAGCACAUCUUUCUUCUGGGUCAAGAUGGCAUCUUGUUGGAUGUGCGUCCUCAUCUAUCUAUGGACCCUCCUAGCUCCUCUCUGCUGCCCUACCAGAGAAUUUUCUGUAUGAAAGAUCUGAGAGCCCUUCUUUAUCAACAACCAUCAUUCAGUUUGACCAGUCUGCGCACUAAAAGACUGUAUUUUUAAAGGUUUUUUUCCCUAAAGUAAUGGUUAAUGUGAGCAGUGAUUUGAUUGGAGUCCUUAAAAACACCUGUGAAGUCGCCAGCACCAGGUUGGCCCAAAGGGGAUCAGGAAAAACAAGCAUGCGAUAAGAAUUUUUGGGUUAUAUUGUGUUUUUUCCCUGUGAAAUGAUGAAAGAAACUGCCAUUUACUAAGGGAAGCCUAGUUUUAUUUUAAAUCUUAGACAAAAGAAUUGUUUGGGUCCACACUGAUCAUACGUAAUAUGUACUGUACGUAUGCUUUCGACUUUCACGACCUUUUAUAAUAAGAUGGUGCCAUUAAGUUCAAAUUCAACAAAUAUUUAUCAAGUGCCUACAAUGUGCAGAGCACUGUACCAGGUGCUGGGGUAGGGGGUGUUGUAAAGAUAAGUAAGGGGUGGCCUCUGCCUUCGUGAAGCUGAUCGUCUACGAGGUCUCACUUGACACAUACACAAGUAACUAAUUAGAAUACAGCUUUCAGAAAGCAGGAUUCUAAAGGGCUUAGUGGUGUUUGGUGUUUGUUUCUUUUUUUUUUUUCUUUAGAACAAAAAUCUGAGUUAUUCUUUCAGCAGAUUUUUUUUUUCCCAAAUAAAGAUCAAGGUUCAGCAUAUUUUUGUAGAGGAAAGAACAAGUUUCUGUAGUCUGAAAUCUAUAUUCCAUGUACAAAAAACAUAUCAAGCAGCCUGAGGGUCAGUCUUCGGCCUUAUCUGGAAAGGGAGUUCUGGGGCUGACCGAUUCUGUACUCGAAACACUAAGAUAGUUUGUAUCCUUUGUUUCUGGGAUGAAGUCUGAAGCAUGGAGUUCUGGCCAUAUUCUUCAUUGUUCCUAACUUCCUAAUAUUUAGGGAUCGGAGGAGGGAGCCCUUACUUUCAAGGCAGGUGAAAUCUUAUCUUUCAAGGCAGGUGACAUCUAGUGAUUUUAAUCCUUUAAACAAAUGCCAGAGAUUUUGUUUUAAUUUUUUUUUCCAGUCCUGUUUCCCUGUGGGCCUUAAAUGUCUUUCCCUGAACCUGUGAUGCUGGAAAUCACAGGUAUCAUUUACUGUCCUCUUUGUCUCCCUGGGCCCCCUAACCCAUUCUCUGCCACUUCUUUGUUAUAAUGUGAAUAAGCACAAUUUAUUGACAACACGGUCUCACCUUAAUGUUAUUACUUGAUCAAAGUAUUGCAAUAAUUACAACCAUCAUUUGUAUUGUUGCAUACGUGAUUUCAAGAUAACUACAAAGUUGUCUUUUUCCAUAACUAAACUAUGAAUAGAUGCUUAGAUAGGGGUUUUUUUAAUUGUAAGUACUUUUAAUAAUAAUAGUCUUAAAAGGGCUUAGAUCCCAAAAUUGCUUUUUUGGCAGAAACCUGCUGGGCACGUGACUCUCUUCUUUCCUCUGUCUUUCCCAACAAAUUUGUUGUUUCUGUGCAUUUGUGUAGCUUUGGUUAUGUUCACUACAGUUUUAGCACCUUUGUUAUUUCUCUGGGAUAUUGUGUCCCAAGAGAACCUUGGGGCCAGAGUCAAAUAGGUCUGUUGUAGAUGUGACGCUUAGGUUAAGAGAAGGGGAUCCCAUGGAGCAGCUAGGUUGCAUAGUGACUAGAGCACCGGCCCUGGAGUCAGGAGGACCUGAGUUCAAAUGUGGCCUCCAACACUUGACACACUUAACUAGCUGUGUGACCUUGGGCAAGUCAUUUAACCCCAAUUGCCCUGCCUUUUCCCCUCCAAAAAAAAAAAGAGAGAAGGGGAUCCAGGUGUUUUAUGGGAGAGGAUAGUAUUUGUCCGGUUACAUAAAGCAUCCUUGGGCAUUUCAUCAAAUCAGUGCUUUCCUUUGAGAAACUGAAUUUCUGGCCAUGGCACAAGGAAAUCUCUCAUUAAAAUCAGCCCAAACAGAGACAUGAUCUGCUGUGUAACCCUGGGUGCUCCAUGAUACACAUGUGAUGGGGGAAAGCUACACUUGGUAUUUCUGGAGUUUCCUAAGCCAUUCUUGGUCUAGAAAUAGGAGCUGGGGAGAAGCAGGGGGUGAGCAGUGUUCAGAACAGCUCUCUUUUAGAACAGAGCUCUCUUUCCCCUCCUGUAGGUUGGAAGGACACUCUAAACCAAGAGAUUUGUUAAUGAUGCUCUUGACCUUGCAGAUGAGAACAGUUUUUCAUGUAAAAGACCUAUCAAAUUGAAGUAGCCUACCACAUGCUGAACGCCAGGGUUAGAAAUGAGCAACCAGAUCACGCAUCUCAUGGGAGCAUAUACAUUCCUUUUCUUCUCUCUUGGCACUCUUCCUUCAUCCAUAGUAUUCUCUUGUUCCUCUCCCUUAACCCCAUUCAUCAGUCUAUGAUAAUAGAUUGUUUAAUGCAUGUGUAUCACACAUAUACAUACAUGUGUGUACAUAUAUGUGCAACACACAUGUAUGACAUGUGAUAUACACAAUUAUGCAUGUAUUCAUAUUGCCACAGUAUUCUGUUUUUAGAUAAGUCAUAUUGAGUUUUUUCCCCUGUGAAAUGAUGGAAGAAACAAUUACUAGUCACUAUGGAAAGUAUUUUUUUUCAUCUUAGAAGAAUUAUUUGAAUCCACUCUAAUUAUGGAUGAUAACAUAUUGUACACAUUGUAAAUUCCAUCACAUUUUAUAAUUAGAAAGUAUCACAGGAGCAGAGAAAAAAGGGAAAAAAAUGAACUCUAAUUGAUCACCAUACUUCUUGAAUACAUUUAGUGUCAUAACUUGAAGUAAAUAGCUAUAUAUUAACUCUGGAAGCUUUGUAGCUUUGCACAGUAUUUGCAGUUGUGGUCAUUAUUCACAGUUUAGAGGCACAGUGUUGUCUGAAAGUCAGGGGGUUCCUCAGAUUGAGGCUUGGGUUCGAUAAGGCUUAGGAGCAGUAUUCCAUGGAAGUUAGAAGGAAAAACUUGAACCUUUUUGGAGAAGACAUGAGUGAGUUUUUGUUACUGGUGGUGGUAAUAGUGGUUUUACUCCCUAGGAGAGGGUAUAGUAUUCCCUAGUUUGCCCUCACAUUCUUCCUUUGCCUGGGCAAUCAAGGCCCCAUGCUCUAAACCUGAGACAGAACCCAAAUUCAAGGGAUAUCUUCAAACCCUCAAAUUACUGGGUCUUGUUCAUGUGAGAGAGUGGCCUUUUGCCUCCUAGAUCAUCCCCUGGCGAAAGUUCAGGGUACCCUUGACCAAGGACCAUUUCCAAGGGACCAUGACCUCAGUUUGGAGAUUCCAUUGUCAAGCAGUCCCACUAUAUUCCUGAGUGUAACUUCCGAAGAUUUGGUGUGUGGUACAUGACUGUCUUUUAAAACCUGAGGUGCCCAAGUGGGCAGAUUCACAUACGGCUGCUAUGGCCACUGUUUAAUUUUUCCCCCUUUUUAAAUUUUAAAUAUUUAUGUUGAUAUAAAAUGGGGUUGAUGUACCCAAAGUACUGGUGGCCUAGGGGACAUCUGCAGAAAUCUACCUUAUUUAUUAUAGUAAUAAGCAGUGCUCAGGUGACAGGUCAAUAUGUAUGGGUACCUGUCUUUUUGUGCCAUGGGAUGUUAGAUUCUGGUGAUGGAGAAACUGGAAAAAAAAUCUUUGCCCACUUCACUUACCUGGUCUACUUUGAGUGGUUUGAACUUGAUCAUCUCACUGGCCUUUAUCAAAAAGAUGAAGCCUCUAGUGAAUAAUUAAAGAAAUGACUCUUGAUUGUCUAGUCCACAAGACACCUUCCCUCACUCAUAGAAGCUAGAGAAGGCUGUAAAACCCUGCAUUCUUUCUCUAUACCAUUCAUUCACUUGAUGUUAGAAAUAGUGUAAGAAUAAACCCUUAUAUUCUUUUCUGCCUGUUUUUGUUAAUGAUGAAAACACUAAGAUGGAGGUCUCUGGGGAUUAUUGUAUAUAGCCUUAUAUAAGAAUACUACACCUGAUGACCAUACAUUCUUCCAGAAGCCAGCCUAUUUACCAUAUAAGCUAUUAUGGGGUCUUGCUCAACAGAUCCUUAAGCUGUGCCACAUCCAGCACUGCCUAACAUGAGUUCUUGGUCUCAGCUUUCAGAAAUACAACUUUUCGUUUUUGUUUUUUUUGUUUUUGGUAGGAAGAGCUUGAGGAAACUACUUAGCAGGAGAAUUUGGAGCAGUCUUGGAGAGGUUAGGGAAAGGGAUAUGAAGUAUAUAUAUGGAUAAGGGGAGGAUCCUGAGGAUCUUAAGAGUUUCUGUGCCUAUGAAUGGGAGGUUUGCUAGCUGGGAGGCUUCCGUGUUUUAUUCUUUCUAGACCCUUAGCAGAAUUUGCUCAGUGAGCAGCCAUGAACAUUGGGGUAGAAUCUCCCAAACAAAGGCUAUCCUCUAUUGUAAGGCAGUAUAUAUUCACAUUUUUUUUUCUCCCAUGAGUUUACUACACUGGUGCUUUAUGUUGCCCUAGCAAAGGGAAUCCCAGGGAUUGUAUUUAAACUGCUGUGGCUCCUCAUCCCUACCCCCCAACCCCCUUUCCUCCUCUCUAAAUACUAUUAUUUUAAUGCACACUUGAAUAUAUAUCUUUUCUUAAGUGAAAGAAUGUUCUAUUGAGAAAGGGAAUGAUGCCAGUGUCAGGAACAUCAAGCCCAGGAAGAACGCUGCGUCGUGGGACCUUAGUCUGGGAGGACCAGUGAGGGCUUGGGGUUUGAUUAGCUUGUAGGCCACGUCCUAAAUGUAGCCUUCUUGGAGCAUUGUUUGAGUGUGCUUUCUCCCCAUUGUCAUGUCAUCAUUAAGCUCUCAGCAGCUUUGAGCUUAGUGCUAUAUUCUGGGUGCAAUUGGGAUCUCCUCUGGGCCUUCCAUGACGUGAGACCCAAGGAGAGCUGUUCACAAAAACUAUGGGAAUUAUAAUUGUCCAGUCUGAAGUCUUUCCCUCCAGAUCUCCCAAAUUCCUCCCCAAGUAGACAUUUAAUCAGACCCGUAGAGGCAGUUGUUUUGGGAGAGAGGAAUAGUAUUUUAUUUUUAACCAAAGAGUCCCCCUUUUAAGAAUUUUUUAAAAAAUCAGUCAUUUUGAUAAAUAAUGGAAGAAACAAAGUGAGGUAAAAAUUCAAAUGUAGAUGAAGUUGGAUCUUAUUUAUAUGAGCAAGGUUUAAUGAAAGUAACUCAAUAAGGUGAUCCUUUCUGGUGAAGGAGCCUUGGAAAUUCUUUCAGGUGAAGCUUGUGGCAGAUUUAUAAUAUAUGUCUUUAGAGGAUAUUUAUAAGAAGUUUAAGAGGAUGCUUUUUUUUUCCUUCAAUAAAGAUUGAAAUUUAACUUUAUUUACAAAAAUGGCUGCAAAAAGUUUUUUGCAAUUUUUAAACUUUGGUGAUAAGUUUUACAAGAAAUAUUUUUAAAAUGUUUUUACUUUCCUGAAACAGAGACUUUUUUUAAAUGUAGUUUUUGGAAUGUUUUUACUUAGCUGUAGUUAAAUAACAUGGACAUGUUUGCUAGAUUAGAGUUUGAGGAAUAAUUUGUAUGCUAAAUGUACCACCGUUUUGAAGUUUGUAUUGGCCUCCACUUGGGUGAGGAUUUUAGCUUCUUACUGACAAUUGGGUUUGUAUGUGUUGGUUUCUUUUUUCUUUUUUUUUUUUAAGCCAAAAAACCUCCCUGUUUUCUAUAAAGUGUCUAAAGCGGUCUCUUAUGUAUAAUACUUAGAAAUUGCUAAGUACAGAAUUGAAUAAAGUUUAAAAUGUAAAAA